Sorex fumeus (smoky shrew) is the source of this 2118-nucleotide messenger RNA. RefSeq names its product CAP-Gly domain-containing linker protein 1-like. The record is from RefSeq and is a predicted model, not a curated record. Gene Ontology annotation, biological process: positive regulation of microtubule polymerization; vesicle-mediated transport; cytoplasmic microtubule organization. Gene Ontology annotation, molecular function: microtubule plus-end binding. NCBI's taxonomy places the organism in Eukaryota, Metazoa, Chordata, Mammalia, Eulipotyphla, Soricidae. Gene Ontology annotation, cellular component: microtubule plus-end; nucleus; cytoplasm.
AUGGGCACCAACAGUGCUGCCCCAUCAGGUGGAGAGCAGGAGUGCUACCUGGACAGCGAACAGACAAGCACGUACCACGCGACCAAGGGCCUGAUGACGCUGCAGGCCUGUCAUGUAAAGCUACCACCCGAAAAAUUCGCCCUGAAGAGGCAGGGUUAUGGGCAGGACCUGCCCACAGAGGCCAAGAAGCUGCCGCUGGACUCAGCCGAGGAGCUCUACGCCAAGAUCCGAGACCGCAACUUCAACGCCAUGGCCGUGCUCAGCAAGAAGGCCAAGGAAAGGCACAACGCCAAGACGGUGGGCGAGAUCAAGCAGAUUGUCUCCCAGCUACCCCACAUGCAGGCGACACGGGGCUCCCUGGCCAACCACACCUCCAUCGCCGAGCUCAUCAAGGACGUGACGACGUCUGAAGACUUCUUUGAUAUGUUAACCGUGGAGCAGGAGUUUAUGUCUGGAAUAGACACUGAUCAGGUCAAUAGUUACAUGGAGGACUGCAUCGCCCAGAAGCAUCCACUCAUCAAGGUGCUCAGGCUCAUUUGCCUGCAGUCGGUGUGCAACAGUGGGGUCAAGCAGAAGGAGAUGCAGGAGGAGUUUGUGGGCGACUUCCAGGUCGGGGAACGAGUCUGGGUGAACGGGAACAAGCCUGGAUUCAUCCAGUUCCUCGGGGAGACCCAGUUUGCCCCUGGUCAGUGGGCCGGGAUCGUCUUGGACGAGCCCAUCGGCAAGAACGAUGGCUCGGUGGCGGGUGUGCGCUACUUCCAGUGCGAGCCGCUGAAGGGCAUCUUCACCCGGCCGUCCAAGCUGAGUAGGAGCUUGCAGGCCGACGAUGAGACCAACUGCCGGCAGCCAGCGCCUGCCGCCUGGGCCACACCGCCCCUGUCGGCCUCCCCGGCCUUUGCCGGCACCACGAAGGUGCCCCAGUCCCCCGCGAAGGAGGCACCAGCCACCCCUCACAUCAGCAGCCUGACCAGGACGGCCAGCGAGUCCAUCUCCAACCUCUCUGAGGCUGGCUCCCUCAAGAAAGGGGAGCGGGAGCUGAAGCUCGGGGACCAGGUGCUGGUGGGAGGCAUGGAGGCCGGUGUGGUGCGCUUCCUCGGGGAGACGGACUUCGCCAAGGGGGACUGGUGCGGCGUAGAGCUGGACAAGCCACUGGGCAAGAACGAUGGUGCCGUGGCCGGAACGAGGUACUUCCAGUGUCAGCCCAAGUAUGGAUUGUUUGCUCCCAUUCACAAAGUCACCAAGAUCGGCUUCCCGUCCACGACGCCGGCCAAGGGCAAGGUGGCCGCCGUGAGGCAUGUGAUGGCCACCACCCCCGCCAGCCUGAAGCGCAGCCCUUCGGCCUCCUCGUUCAGCUCCGUCAGCUCCGGGGCCUCAUUCGAGAGCAACCGAUCCGGCCGCACGGGACUAUUGCCGGAAACCUCCUCCCGCUACGCACAGAUCUCUGGCACCACCGCCCUCCAGGAGGCGCUGAAGGAGAAGCAGCAGCACAUUGAGAAGCUGCUGGCCGAGCGGGACCUAGAGCGGGCGGAGGUGGCCAAGGCCACGAGCCACAUGGGGGAGAUAGAGCAGGAGCUGGCCACUCACGCGCCGUUGCCUCUACAGCACGUCCUGGAGCUGGAGGCCAAGAACGACGAGCUGCGGGCCAUGCUGGAAGCGACCGACUGGGAGAAGGUGGAGCUGCUGAACCAGCUGGAGGAGGAGAAGAGGAAAGUGGAAGACCUCCAGUUCCGAGUCGAGGAGGAGUCCAUCACCAAAGGCGACAAGCUGGAGACGGCCAUCGCCCCGCACCAACAGGCCAUGGGCGAGCCGAAGGCAUCCGUGAGCCAGGGCGUGGGCGCCGAGGCGGCUGAGAUGGCCGAGCUCAAGAUGCAGAUCGAGAGGCUACAGUUCGAGUACCAGCAGGAGGUAGAGAGCCUGAAGGCCCAGCAUGCGGCUGAGCGUGCAGCGCACGCCUCCGAGCUGCAGACGCUCAGGUCGCGGCUGUUCAGGACGGCCCAGGAGCAGAAGAACAGCCUGGAGGCCGCAUGGGCCAAGCUCGACCAGAUCGAGGACCAGCACCUGGUGGAGAUGGAGGACGCCCUGAACAAGCUGCAGGAGGCGGAGACGAAGGUAAAGCAC